Molecule: messenger RNA, 1661 nt
Organism: Carlito syrichta (Philippine tarsier)
Lineage: Eukaryota; Metazoa; Chordata; Mammalia; Primates; Tarsiidae
Gene: ZNF622
Product: zinc finger protein 622
Exons: 6
Coding region: 125-1549 (474 amino acids)
Biological process (GO): ribosomal large subunit biogenesis
Cellular component (GO): preribosome, large subunit precursor
Molecular function (GO): zinc ion binding; nucleic acid binding
Source: RefSeq, a predicted model, not a curated record
GGAAGUCGGCGUGCGGAGUGUCUCUUCGUGGCGGCUGAGGCGAGCUGAGGCCUGAGGGUGUGGUGGGGCCAGGGCGCUGGUGUCUAGGUCCUCGGCUUGGUCGCCCCUGAUCUGUCGCCUGGUCAUGGCGGCUUACACCUGUAUCACUUGCCGGGUGGUGUUCCGCGAAGCGGAGAUGCAGCGGGCCCACUACAAGACGGACUGGCAUCGCUACAACCUCCGGCGAAAAGUGGCCAACAUGGCCCCGGUCACCGCCGAGGGCUUCCAGGAGCGGGUGCGGGCGCAGCGGGCCGUGGCGGAGCAGGAGAGCAAGGGCUCAGCCACCUACUGCACCGUCUGCAGUAAGAAGUUUGCCUCCUUCAACGCCUACGAAAACCACCUCAAGUCCCGGCGGCACGUGGAGCUGGAGAAGGCGGCCGUGCGGGCCGUGAAUCGGAAAGUGGAGAUGAUGAAUGAAAAGAACUUGGAGAAAGGGCUAGGCGUGGACAGCGUGGACAAGGACGCCAUGAACGCGGCCAUCCAGCAGGCCAUCAAGGCGCAGCCGUCCCUGUCUCCCAGGAAGGCGCCCCCCGAGGAGUCCAGGAGUGCCGUGCCCGUGGCCGCUGGAGGCCGGGUGACUCGCGACCGGGACGACGCCGAGAAGCCGCCCCGGCUCCAGUGGUAUGAGCUGCAGGCAAAGAAGGUGGCAAAGCGGCUGGGGCAGGACAGUGAGGAGGACGAGGAGGAGGAGGAGGAGGACCUGGAUGGAGACGAUUGGGAAGAUAUUGAUUCUGAUGAAGAAUUGGAAUGUGAGGAUACUGAAGCAAUGGAUGAUGUGGAAGAGCAGGAUUCAGAGAAGGAGGCUGAAGAAAGCCCACCCCUUGGUGCCAUCCCUAUAACAGACUGCUUAUUUUGUCCCCAUCAUUCAAGCUCACUCAUGAAGAAUGUGGCUCAUAUGACCAAAGUCCACAGCUUCUUUAUUCCUGAUAUAGAGUAUCUUUCAGAUCUUAAGGGACUGAUUAAAUACUUGGGAGAAAAAGUUGGUGUUGGGAAAAUUUGCCUGUGGUGCAACGAAAAAGGGAAAUCAUUUUACUCCACAGAAGCUGUGCAGGCUCAUAUGAGUGACAAAAGCCAUUGUAAGCUCUUCACAGAUGGUGAUGCUGCUUUGGAAUUUGCAGACUUCUAUGAUUUUACGAGUAGCUACUCAGAUCACAAGGAAGGGGAGGACUCCAACGGGUUGCCCUCAGAAGAGAGAGUGGAAUAUGACGAUGAAACCAUGGAACUGAUUCUCCCUUCUGGUAUCAGAGUGGGUCAUCGCUCCUUAAUGAGAUACUACAAACAGCGGUUUGGCUUGUCAAGAGCUGUGACAGUUGCUAAAAAUCGGAAGGCUGUGGGCCGGGUACUUCAGCAGUACAGAGCCCUGGGAUGGACUGGCAGUACAGGAGCAGCUCUUAUGAGAGAGCGAGACAUGCAGUAUGUCCAAAGGAUGAAAUCGAAGUGGAUGCUGAAGACAGGCAUGAAGAACAAUGCCACCAAACAGAUGCACUUCAGGGUCCAAGUGAGAUUCUGAGAGUCUGUUGUGAUGGAACGAUCUCUUUCCUGUACAAGUUUCUUCCCAAUAAAAGGCAGAUUAUGUGAUAGACCCUUUUGCUGCUGACCUAAUAAUAAAAGUCAGAAGCAUA